UCAAGUUAAAUAACAAUACUAUCUGUUUAAUAGGUUCUUCAAUAAAACAGUGAAAACACAACAUAUAACAAUCAUCACUUUCUUGUCCCUUUGCUAAAGGUCUAUAAAUGGUUGGUCAUUCUUGAGCAGCUUACAAUACAAAAUAGCAAAACCUAACCCUUGUUUCUCAACAGGCUACCACCAUAGAUAUGAAGACUUUCUCCGCUUUCCUCAUUUUCUGCUUUCUCCUCCUGUUUGCGAAUCUUAUCCAUGCUAGAAAAGAACCAGGGGAGUACUGGAGAAGUUUGAUGAAAGAUCAACCCAUGCCCGAAGCAAUCAAAGGGCUAUUACAUGAAGAUCCGACAGGUUCUGGGAAGAAAGUGAAGCAUUUUGUAAAAGAUUUCGACAGUAGGCAUAGCCUUAUACUAUACCACAACAGGCCCGAGUCUAAGCAACAAGACAUGACAUAUGGCAAGGAUGAGGAACAAGUACAUAAAUCUGAUAUAAAAAACUAGACAGCUUUCAUAUUUGUCUGAUAUGUAUGCAGCUGCUUGGUUGUUGUGAUUAGUAUUUUAGAGUUUAGACAAUCAGAAACACUAUUGCUGUUUCUAUUGGGGAAUAAACAUCCAUCAUUUUCUUAGUUA
Hibiscus syriacus is the source of this 623-nucleotide messenger RNA. RefSeq lists its product as uncharacterized. Lineage: Eukaryota; Viridiplantae; Streptophyta; Magnoliopsida; Malvales; Malvaceae. The transcript has 2 exons. The coding region runs from base 189 to 494 and encodes 101 amino acids. The record is from RefSeq and is a predicted model, not a curated record.